AUUUAUGAUGAUGAUGACCGUUAAAACGCGUCAUCACAGGCGCGUGAAAACGGUCCAGGAAAAAAACAUUCUGUUUUGAAAAAAAGCUGUUUUUUUUCUAAGACAGGCAGGCAGACGCAUGAUUCGGUUCCUCUCCUCAUUUUACGAUACUUGCAUUAAGCCUUAUUUUUCGUCUGGUGUGGAAGACACAGACAGAAGCCAUAAAAACAAGAUCUACAGGGCUGGUCAACUCAUCCAGGAUACGCAGCUGUCAAUAGCAGUGAGAGCGGACGCAGCUCGGGACAUUGGGAUCCUAAGUUACACAGGUGGUUAUGAACAUGCAGCUCAAGCAGCAGAUGAGUACAUGGCAAGCAUGGUGGAGCUACUGAAAACACCUGACGUUACAGACAAACACAUCAUUGAAGUCCUAGAGGGUCUCAGCACGAUCUGUUACCUCCACGUCGCCAACCAAGACAAAGCACAAGCACUUGGGCUCCCUGACAUGCUGCUGGAGUUCAUAUCUCCAACCACCAAACUCUCAAUUACCUCACAGCGCUGGAGCUGCUACCUGCUCAACAUCCUGUGUUGCCACAACAUCCCCAUCAUCUGCCACAUCAAGGAUUCCACAACCCUGCAGUCCAGUCUGGAGAAACUGGCGAGCCUGAACUGGGACAGAUGGCCUUUAAACUUUGCUCAGGAGCUUCUCGGGGUUUUAGGCUACCAGCAGAGCUCAAAGAGUGACACUUUGCAUGAGGAAGAUGAGCAGAAGGGCUUCACUUACACCAAGAGUGGUCAAAUGUUAGGUAAACAAUUAAAAAGGAUGUUGAACAUGCACAUUAACUACAGGUACUGA
This is a messenger RNA of Labeo rohita (rohu), 832 nucleotides long. Its product is annotated as armadillo-like helical domain-containing protein 2. The record is from RefSeq and is a predicted model, not a curated record. The transcript is spliced from 3 exons. NCBI's taxonomy places the organism in Eukaryota, Metazoa, Chordata, Actinopteri, Cypriniformes, Cyprinidae. Bases 119 to 832 code for a protein of 237 amino acids.